AUGGUCAACGGUGGUGAGCAAUUGAGCAGUGCAGUGACCCACCUCUCAAUUGUUCUCCUAGUGAUUGUUAUCAAACACAACGCUUUGCGAGACGAGAGUCUCAAUCACGGCAGCAAAAUUGAUCUGGACUUGCACCAACGAGCCGCCGGCCACUUUAUGAGAGCCGGCGGCAACAUGUGCGACGGCGCCUUCACAGAAACCUUGCGUAGUAUGCAAGGGAUGACGGGUACGUCGCCACCGGGUAGUGCCGGUGUCGGUCACAUGGGGGUCGGCCUCAUGGGGGGGAGUAGUCCGCUCGGCUCGGCAGGCAAGAAGGUGCCGGUGGAACACAUCAAACGGCCAAUGAACGCCUUCAUGGUGUGGUCACGACUACAACGACGGAAGAUUGCACAAGAGAACCCGAAAAUGCACAACAGUGAAAUCUCUAAGCGGCUAGGUGCAGAAUGGAAGCUCCUUACGGAGGAUGAGAAACGCCCGUUCAUCGAUCAGGCGAAGAGGUUACGUGCACAACACAUGAAGGAACAUCCUGAUUAUAAGUACAGACCGCGAAGGAAACCCAAAACUUUGCGAAAAGAAGGCUAUCCUUAUAGUAUUCCAUACCCAAGUGUUCCCAUGGACGCUCUUCGAGCAGGAAUGGCCGGUAGCAUGGGACAAGCUGCAAUGGGCUCCUAUUACACCCCCGCCGCGAUACCGGUGGACUCGAUGACCAUGAAAUAUUCUAUGGAGCCCGACAAAUAUCGCGCUGCCUAUAUGCCGCCCAGCACUCUGGCAAUGAGCAUGUAUCCAGAUCCUAAGUACUUGGAUUCUUCUAAUCCCAAGACUUAUCUGGACCGUACUUACUUAGACGCGAAGGCAUACUUCGAGCAAUCGAAGCUGUACAUGGAUCAGAAACCCACCAUUGGAGAAUACAAUCGGCCGAACUACGAGCCCAACAAGCUUUAUGAGGAAUCCAGCCCAAGUAGUGUCGUCGGCGGAAACGGACCCGCAAGAUCACCGCCCGCGGAAUCGCCAGACACAAGCAAGCAACACGAAAGAACAGAACAAGGUUCGUCCAGCGCGAGUUCGACAUCGACAUCAUCGGCCGCGAGUCCCGGCGCUUUGCCGUAUCCGUAUCCCGCAUCAGUCCAAGCUAGCGGCCUGCUGACUCCGCAGAUGGCUCAAUACGGUGGAUACCAAAUGGCACCGGCAUCGGGAAAUGAAUCUUUUCGACGUCCGUUGGUCAUCUUGUGA
Molecule: messenger RNA, 1230 nt
Organism: Trachymyrmex cornetzi
Lineage: Eukaryota; Metazoa; Arthropoda; Insecta; Hymenoptera; Formicidae
Product: transcription factor Sox-21-B
Exons: 6
Coding region: 1-1230 (409 amino acids)
Biological process (GO): negative regulation of transcription by RNA polymerase II; brain development; positive regulation of transcription by RNA polymerase II
Cellular component (GO): nucleus
Molecular function (GO): DNA-binding transcription activator activity, RNA polymerase II-specific; RNA polymerase II cis-regulatory region sequence-specific DNA binding
Source: RefSeq, a predicted model, not a curated record